Messenger RNA from Alligator mississippiensis (American alligator), 6234 nucleotides. It is a transcript of the gene CCDC191, whose product is annotated as coiled-coil domain containing 191. The transcript has 18 exons. NCBI's taxonomy places the organism in Eukaryota, Metazoa, Chordata, Crocodylia, Alligatoridae. The record is from RefSeq and is a predicted model, not a curated record. Bases 19 to 2778 code for a protein of 919 amino acids. Gene Ontology annotation, molecular function: phosphatase binding.
AGCCACCCACCCCCAGCCAUGGCUUUCUCGGGGCUGUACCGCUGGCAGCGCCUCGGCGCCGCGGCCCGGCCUAAGCCGAAGUUCAAUUCUGACAGUGUGGAGCACUGGAUCAAGAGAGUGGAACAAGCCUCUGAGUUUGCUGUUUCUGAAGCUUUUUCCCUUAACAAGUCAGCAUACCGUAAAGGUCUACAUGGUCCUGUGUUGGAUCUGGAAACAACAGAGCAGCUACAGGAUCAUGAUGAGGCCUAUGCAGAAGCCCAGGAGCUGCUCAAUGAUUGGAUGAAUUCCAAACUGAGACUGGAGCUGGCAAGUGACAUAGAAGAGGAUGUUGGAGAGUCUGCAGGAGACUCUAAUCCUUCUAAAGCACCCCUGGUUGGCUUUAUGAAGUAUGAGCGGUUUGAUGACUUGUGUGGCUAUCUGGAACAGGAGUUGGAGAGCACUACUGUUCAAGACUUUCUGCACCAUCUUUUACAAAGUGAAAUGGUGGACCAUGGUAUACUGAAAGACCUCCGGAUUGAAGACCUCAAGGAAAAACAAAAACCAAGGGAUCCACGAGUUACUAUGGAGCUUAGGCACAAGCAGGUCAAGGAAAACCGCAUAAAACAUCAGAAGGAGCUAGAGCUCCAGAGGCAAGAGAAGGCCCUGAAGAAAUUAGCUCUGUCUGAGGCUAAACAGCUAGUGCAGGAGGAGAAUAGAAGGAAGGACCUGAAGGCAAGGAAGGAAGAGGAGGAGAUCCAGAGAGAGAUGGUGAAGUUGCGGAAGGAAAUGGCAGAGAAGAGGCACAUCAUGGGAGAAGCGCAAAGAAUGGAGAGACAGAGGCAAAAAUCAGUAAAAACCCAGAAGCCAAUUGUGGCAGAACAGACACCAACCCCCUUGGAUCACGAGGAAGAGCAAGGAAAAGAAAAACAGAGGAAAGUGAAGGAGUGGCUGACCAGGAUUCAUAUACAGAACCAGCAAUGUCUACAGCAGCAUUUCUCUGCAUGGUUCAAGCUCGUUUUGGAGCACAGGAUUAAAAUGGGGAAAGCCAGGGCCCUCGCUGACUGGAAGUGCCAGCUGAAGGCCCUACGAGCCUGGAGAGACUAUACUUGGGCCCAGAAAUUGGAGCAGGAGACUCGGAAGUUGGAGACUCAUCUCAGGGAUCAAAACAGGAAAAUACAGUCUGCCUCUGAGUAUAAUCAAAGACGAGUUUUGCAUUGCUGCUUUGUAGAGUGGCAGCGCUGGAGCCGAGCAGAGGCAGAAAAGAGGGAGCUACAGUGGAGAAAAGAGGAGACCAAGAAGAGGAUGGAGCAUCUGCUGGAGGCAGUAUUAUUGGGGAAAAUAGGCCCAGAUGGAUCAUCCCAUGUUAGCAGGGCUGGGGCAAGAAAAAUGACCCAAGAUCAACCCAAGAGGCAAAAAAAGGUGACUGAAACACCACUUCAAGAGGUGCCCGUGACAAGUGUAGAACCUUGCUGUUGGGAGGCUAGCCAGACACUUCAUCUUCAUUUGUGCCAGAAACUCAAGCACCCCAGACCGAUCGCCUUUCAGCAUACUGCUCUGGAUGUGCCAGGCCAGGGUGAGCCUAGCAGUCAAACAGUCCCUCCUACCCAGUGGUCUGCAGCACCUGGGCACAAAAUGGCCUCUGCUGUCAGAGGUUGCUUUGAGCACCGCCGUGCCUUUCAGCAGCAGCUGAUUGAGGAGCAGAAGAGGCAGCUGCAAGAACAGCAGGAGCUGAUCCUUGAACUUCAAGAAGAGCAGAGGCUGAGGAGAGCUAAGGAAGAAGCUGAGCAAGCCACAGCGGUCACCAGGGCACUCAAUAAUCUGAUCCCAAAAGCAGGGGAGGAAAAGCUGAAGCAAUCAAGCUGCAAGAAUAUGGCACCUUUAAGUUCACCUGUCCCUUGGGAACCAGAGAGCCCAAAGCCAGCAGCAGCUCAGAACAAGAGGAACCAGAGCCGGCUGGUCUUGGCCCAUCCCAUACUGAAAGCCAUGGAAGAGAGAGCAAUUCAGCGAGCUGAAUGGAGGAGGAAACUGGAAGAGGCAAAGAGAAAACGAGAGGAGGAAAAACUGGCCCAACUGAAGGCUGAAGAAGAAGAACGUCAGAGAAAGGAGGCUGCAGAAAAAGAGGCCCAGUUGGAGAAAAGGCGAGAAGAGAAGAGACAGCAGAAACUGAAAGAACUGGAGAAGCAGAGAAGGCUGGAGAGAGAGCAGCAGCUUCAUACACAAGCCAGAACACAUUAUGAGAAGGUCCUGCUGAGAAAGCUGGGAUUAGAUCCCUGGAAGAGGCUGAGAAAACAAGCCCAGGAAAACAUAGUGGUGGCACAAAGGCACCACUGCUUGGGGCUCCAAAGGAAAUGCCUGCUUGCCUGGCUCCAACACACACAGGAGAUCCUUGCUGGGAAGAUGGCUCGAGCUGAGGAGUUCUGUUCCUGCAUGCUACUCAGAAGGGGCUUCAGGAGCUGGUUAAAGUACAAGGAUUCCCUCUCUACUCUGGAGGAGAAAGCAAGCAAGUUUCAUGCAGCCUCCUUGAAGAAGUUGUUCUUCUGGGCCUGGUUUGAUCUGGUCAAUGAGGAAAAGACUGCAUUCUGGGAAAAGCAGAAGAUUGCAGCUGAGCACAACAACAGCAUACACUCCCCUGCUGGUCCCUUGCAGAUGUGCUCCUGGAUAAUUUUCUUGAAGAGCUUCUCCCAGACUGAGGAGAAUGACUCUGACCAUGUUCCAUGCCUGGAGACAAUACCCAGCCCUGAUGAAGGAGGAAAGAGAGAAAGAGGCGAGGAGGGAGGAGCUGCGGCGGAGAGUUGCUGAAAUUCUCCCUGACUUCUGCACAUGACAAACUAGGGCAGAACGGGGACAGAAGAGCAGCUUCUAUGAUGAGCAGAACAAACCCAAGAGGAAGGCUGUGUUUGUAGGGGUGCAAGCUCACAUCUGAGGGACCCAAGCUCUUCCCCAUGUGGGGCAGGAGGGGUGGUAGGCUGAUGGAUAACCCACCAGAACCUCUUUCUGGUGCUUCUGUUUCCAGACAGAGUGUAACACUGGCAACCAGGCUGUUGGCUUUGCUUUCUACCUUCUGAGCCCCACAAUAGAACAGCAACACCUUGCUUGGUAGGUAGCAAGAUAUUGUGCGGGAUAAAUUCCAGCUGAAAUGCAGUCCACAUGGGGAUCGUUUUUGCUGUAGUUAGACUCUGGUUGUAGAAGUGAGACUCAAACAUCUGCCCUAAGGAAAAGCCAGCCCAGAACCAAAACGUGUCUUUAUAUCCUGGAGCAGAGUCCUGGGUACCUUUCUGUAGCCCAUAUCCUCUAUGGAGGUGACACGCUGUGGCUGUAUGCAAGGAUAAAUAAACUGAGUCCUUUGACAAUCCAAGACAGCAGUGUCAUUGAACAGCCCUUGUGCUGUGGAACUGUGCACAGAACCCAGCCCAUGAGGGAGAGCUGCUAAAACCUGUAGACACAGCGUCUGGGGUGAGGAAAACGGUACCCUUUAUGACAGCUAACAUAACUCUAUACAUGCCACCCAGCACUUGUGUAGAAAUUAUGGUAAUUAACUGAGGGUUGACCCUAUAGCCCAGUGCAGUGUUAUGUAGAGGUACCUGAGCUAGCUCUGAACAAGCUGCUUCAGUCCCAGAAGCAAUGUAGCCAUGUCAGAACGGUGCCAUGUAUACAAGGGCUAGUAUAUCCUGCAUGGAGUGUUGUGCUAAUGUAGGUAAGACUCCUUCUGGUUCCUCAGGAAGCUUGUUCAAAUUAGCCUGGAUUUAAAGAUGCAUAUGGAGGAGGAUUCAGCUAUGAAAGUCUAACACCUAGACCUCUAGCCUAGGACAGGGCAAAUUGCACUUUUAAUUCCCCCAGUACAGCUCAUGCUAAAGCUUAGGCUCCCCACUGAGGCUAUAUUUGAGCAUGUUUGCCCUGAAUACAGCUGGCCUUUUAUUGAUUAAAGGCUUUUAACUAGAAGCUAUUUCACGUGAUUUACUAUUGCAUGUAACCACCUAGUUGAAAUAAGCCUAACACAGGAGUUAAAACUGAGUGAAGAACCAGUCUUCUAGAGCAGUGGUUCACAAUGGUGGGCUGUGGAGGUGCUAUGGGUGGGUCACAAGGGCUGAUACUGGCAGGGAAGUAGUCAGGUGAUCCCCCUGCCUCUGCAAGUGGUCCCCUGGGUUGCAGGGUUGCCAGCUGUCCAUUGGACACUUGGUAAAAAGCCAGGCUAAAAAUGCCUGUCUGAAAAAUUCAUUACAAAAAUUGAACCAUUGGAGGGACUAAUCUUACUCAGGUGCAACGAUCCUCAAGUUAUAUGCUCAUGAAGGAAAUUUCUUUUGAAUUCCCCUCAAGACAGUUUUAUAGGCUGGGUAGCCAAGUUCAAGGCAUAACAACCAGAGCUGAGCCUGUCCCCUUUAUCACCCAGGCAAGUGCCCUACACCUAGCCUUGGCCUUUAGGCCUCUCCAUAUCUUUCAUGAGAAAGAAAUGCCAUACUAUCUUCAAGAUCAUACAUACGGAGAAUUCAGUUUAGAUUAAAGGUUCCUCCAUGAUACAGCUAUAAAGACUGCACAACCUGUGCCUAGCCAUGAGCACAAGUGAGUCCCCAUUUAUCUUCCCUUUGUUAAUAACUUUAACCUUCAAAGGGAAUUGACUCACCCAAGAUAUAGGAGACCCAGGUUCAGGACCAUGCUGUCAUUGAGAAAAUCCACAUCCCAGGCAAGUACUCUAGUCACCUGUUUACACCAUGGUAACAUCUUUGCCAAAAAAAAAAUUAUAAUAAAAAAAAAUAAACAUCCAAGUUUUAUCCUAAUGCAAAACAAAGCCAAAAACUAAAACUUGAGGAAAAAAUUAAGUAGAAUUCCUAUUUUCUAAACAUACCAGCCAAUCUCUCUCUCUAAAAAUUACCUCUUGAGUUGAAAAUACCGUAGGCCAGUAAGUAACUUUCAGUCACCAUUGGCUUUACUGAGCCUAAAUGGAAAUGUAGGUUUUUGGAAUACAGCAGAAUUGCCCUGAAGCAUGCAGUUGCCUUGUAAGGUAAUAGGGCAGGGGUCAGCAGCCUUUUCCGGCAGGGGGCCAGAAUGACCCCGCUUGGGUCCGAGAUGAACAAGCACUUGGACCUGGCCACCACUGCUACUCCCCCCUGCCGUGUUUUAGCACAGGGAGAACUCCCCUUCUAUCAAGGCCCAGGAGCCUGGCUGCAGCAUGAGCAGAGUCCCUUGCUGCUGAAACCAGCUGGAUCUGGCCCGUGAGCUAUAGGUUGCUGACCCCUGCAAUAGAGGAUAUAUUAACCAAGACCAUGCUACAGAUAAUAGAUAACUGUUUAUUUGAAAAUCAAAACUGCAUCCAUCUCAACAUGCUGGCCAUGUUACGAAGUGGAUGCAUAACACUUCUUUCAAUAAAGCUCACAAAUACAGCAUUUCAUGUUAGGAUUCCUCCCAAAACCUAGGGAUGAAAAAACCUACCCAACACACUCUUAAAUAGAAACAAUUUUUUUUAGAUCUUGUAUCCUUCACUGUAUCAUUAAAAACAGUUCCAUAAAGACACAAGCUCUUGAGAAGUCCAAUUUGCAAUUUCAGGAAGAACCUCAUCUGCUUCUUGCAGGAUCAUCCCUUUACAAACAUCCUGGGGCUGGAAGAAAGUCUUAGGGAGCCAAAAGCUUCACUGAAAACAGUAGAAGGAACUGUUCAUGACUGAACGCAAAAACACACAUACACAAACGCAUGUAUGCUUCCUGCCCUAAUAAGGCAAUAUACAUUCAUAGAGAAUCAUACGCUCAAUGACUUUCUUAAGAUACUAGGCAGUAUCCACUCUAGAAAAAAAAAAAAAUUUGCUGUAAAAGGUUAAGACACUUGAAACAAUCUACAUUGAAAAAAUAAAAGCACCAUUACAGCAUGGAGGCAGAAAUGUGUUUAGAAUCACUGGCAUUGGCAAUUCUUGAUCAGCAGUAACUUCAGUCAUUUGAAAAAAAAAAUACCCCUAAAGGCUAAGUGGUGGGGAUGGGUUACCGACAGUCCUAGGAUUGGUCUACAAGAGUGUCUACACAGAACAAACACAUGGUUGAGAAGACAGUUAAGGCAGAAUGCCAAGUUAUCACUCACAACAUGCAGCUAGUGCAUCAGCAGCACGGAAUUCACCAAAUAGGGCACUAGUAUUUGUGCACGGGUUUGAUACCACAACAGUAGGCGAGUGUUAUGAGAGCCUUGGCUCUUUCAGGUUCACCCUGGCCUGCACAAUGCCCACCACAGAGUAACAGUAGAAGCCUCAAAGGAGAACACAAGGGGGGGGGGGGGGGG